Molecule: messenger RNA, 2037 nt
Organism: Coccomyxa subellipsoidea C-169
Lineage: Eukaryota; Viridiplantae; Chlorophyta; Trebouxiophyceae; Coccomyxaceae
Exons: 14
Coding region: 1-2037 (678 amino acids)
Source: RefSeq, a predicted model, not a curated record
AUGGUGGCAAGGGACAGCUUUGGGAGUGCUAUUUUUGAGGACGAGGAACAGGGAACCAGCACGGGAUAUGGCAACAAUGCUGAAGAUAUGGAAGACAUUGAGGAGGAGCUCCAGCGGGUGAUGGACCAGUAUGCUGGAGCGAGGCCCAGUUCAAAGGGUGGCAACUCUGUUGAGGAAGAUGGCUACUCAGAGAUGGCUGCCAGCAGCGCCAGCAUGUGGGACUCACCUGACCAUGUGCAGACGACCAUCAACCACCUCUCUUCCACCCUUGCAGCCUUUGGACUCCCGUCUGAUUUGUCGCUGCAAUCAGAUCGCACUGGGUUGGACGCCGCGCAGGCCUGCAAGGUGCUGCAUGCGCUCAUAAAGCAGCGGCAGAGAGAUGUGGAACGUGGCAGGGACGCCGCCGAACGCAUGGCACGGCUGGCGCACGACCUUAAGGUCAGCAACCACCAGCGCGACAAGCUGGCGCAGAAAUUCACCGCCAAGGAGCGCGAGCUUGGGGCGCUUGAGAAUCGGAUGCGGCUGAAGGAGACGGGGCAGAAGACGGAGCUGGCCAAGCUGCGGGCGGAGCACGCGGAGCAGGCCAAGGCGAUAGUGGCGAUGCAGCGGCGCGCAGUGCAGGCGCAGCACGAGAUCCGGCGCAAGGAGCACGACUACGACCGCCUGCAGCAGCGCCUGCGGGACAUGCUCACCGAAAAGGCACGCUCCAUGCACAUUCAUUGCCCCUCUUUGGAGCGGCAAAGCAAACGGGAGGCCAAGGCGGCGCUUGAGGCGGCUGGCAAGCUGUGGGAGGACAUGCAUGGGCCGCAGGCGCGUCUGCGCAGGAAAGAUGACGAGGUCUACCAGAGGGUGGUGGCGGCGUAUGAGGGGAAGCAGGCGGAGGUGCAGCGCGAGGCGGCCGGCCUGCGCGCAGCGCUGGAGCACCUGCAGAAGGAGCACCGUGCGCUUGUCAACCAGCAGGUUCGGCAGGUGCACCAGAUGGCGGCUGCGCGCAGCCUGGUGGAGGAGGAGUUCCUGGGCAGCUUGGCCGGCCUGCCAGCCCCCCAGCUGCGCGAGCGCCUGGUCGCCAAGUUUGGCGCGCUCCAGGAGCAGGCCGCCGCUCUUGCCACCCUUGACGUCCCCGAAGAGGAGGAGCUGACGACGGUGGCGGAGCACCGGCUGGGGCGCGCUUUCAGAAGUGGGCGCACGCUGGUGAGGGACCAACAGGCCCUGGCCAGCGCAGCGCUCGCUGCCCUCACACGCGCCGCCGAGGAGGCCCGCACAGCCACCACGGAGGCGACGGAGGCAAAGGCUCGCGCAGAGGUGUCGGCACGUCGUGCGGACAAGAUGCUGGCGGUGGCGCGCAAGGCGGCCGGGGAGGUGCACGCGGCGCGCGCCCUGGCCGACGCCGAGCGCGCCGAGAAGGCCGAGUACCAGUCCGCCAAGGAGCGGGUGGAGGCUGAGGCUGCAGAGAAAGAGCGCGCGAAGGAGGAGGAGGAGCUGCGGCUGCGCGAAUUGGAGCGCGACUACAGCGCCACCGUCGCCCGCCUCGAGCAGCGCGUGCAGCAGGCCGACCAGCAGUCCCAGCUCAAGGGCAAGGCGGCGCAGGAGGAGGCGGCGCGGCUGGCGGCGGCGGUGGCGGAGGAGCAGCGCAACGUACGGGCGGCGCUGCAGGCCCUCGAGACCGAGCGCGCGCGACUCACCGCCGUGGCCGAGGCCGAGAAGGCGCGCCUGCAGAAGCAGGCGUUUGAGCUGGGCGCGGCAAAGUGGGAGUUUGAGAAUGCGCGCAAGGCGUUUGGCGACACCAUGCGCAAGUUUGCCCCCGGCGGCGGCGCCGGACACUUCCUGGCCAACGCCAUCGCCCGCCGCACCGACCGGGAAGCACAGAGCCGCAGCGCAGCGGACGGCGGCGCGGCGCAGGCGGGUCAGCGUGCAGUGGCGGAGCUGUCAAUGAAUCUGACUGCAGAGGAGUCUGACGCGACUUUGUUGGACGCGCGCUCAGCCGCCACCUCGCCGACCCGGCCACCGUCUCCGGCGCGGCCCAUGAUUGCCGCAUGA